GAACCCGCUCUUACGCAUCAUAAGCAGAAGCUCCUCCCUUAGUUGCGGACAUUCUUAGCUAGCUCCUGACCUCGUACUGUGGUUAGUACAAGAGGAGGGACAGGUCGUGCGACUGUAGACGGGCUUAUGCUGUGAUCUGUUUCGACGGCGACGCUAGACACCAGGGUCUCCCACCGUAGUAUGGUCCGACCAUAGAAGGGAUUGGGAAUUUUUCUGUCCUUGACAUUCUCCCGUUAUCUGGGCCCUUGUUUUCCGCCACGUUCCGUCUCUAAUUCACGGUACGCUCUAGCAUUGCACUUCAGGAGCAGCAGCAACAUUUCAGGCAGCAGCCCUUGUCAGGCGCCUUAGAACGGCAUCCAGGCGGUUACAAUGUACGUGCAGUUGUUACUCAAUCUCGGGUCGGCGCUCGGCCUCGAGCCGCCUCACGCAGCCCUCAUCAAUCCGACAGGCCCCGCUCACCAACUCAACUGGGACUUUCAAGUCACUUUCGGCUCCAAAACUUUCCGCGGGCUGCCCGAAGCGUAUCAGCGGAUCUCUAAGGAGGCCAUUCCACCUGGGGCCCAAUACCCGCCGGUCGGAUUUAAGAAGAAGGAUGCUGAGCUGCUGGCGUACAGAGCGGCGUUCCGCAAUGCCAUCUUGGGAAAUGUGUCCUGUCCUGGCGCGCAACCGCCGGCAGACGCCAAUCGCGUAGCGGAGCUGGCGAGAGAAAUCGCGAAAGCGGAUGCGAAAAGCCUGUUACAAGUCGACUGCAGCCGGAUGUUACAAGGCAUGCCUGUAUACACCUCAACCGGCGAAGGCCCACCGCAUUGCCCCUCUUUCACAGCCACAGUCGAGCUACCCAACGGUUGGGGUAGUUACACCGGCAUUUCCUGCCCGACGAAAGGCCUAGCUGAAAAGGACGCGGCUUUCCAGGCGUGGUGGGCAUUUUUCAUUGUGGGACCGUUCGUGCGAGGGGGGGAAUCAGGCACUCUUAUUGCAGGAAGGCUGGAGAAUGGGGGUCCAGGGAAUGAGGAGGAUGACGCAGCAGCACAGGCGCUAGGGGCUUUGUCCGGAGUUCCAGGGAGGAUUCCUGUGCUAAUGGUAAAGGAGGAAGAGGCAGGAGAGGGUUCAGGGCAGCAGGAAGCGGAUAAACAGUGUUGCUGCUGACGGUGCUGCUGCUGCUGGUGCUGCUGCUGACGGUGCUGGGGUUGAAGGGUUCUCAUGCUUAAGGAAAGGACGGAGCAUCAAGCGGGCUAAUAGCAAGAGGUGCUGUCCAUAUUUGCAGGAAAAAACAGCACAGGGGAAUUUGGAAGGUGAACUGCUCCAAGUCCACCAAUGGAUGGCUUCGUGUAGGUAAGUUACGAUACUAUGCAUGUGCCGUGUAACUGUGCAAUUACACAGCUGUAACUGGUGCAGGGUCCUCCUGGUUGAAUUAGCUGUACUUAUUUAGGGACUCCUUUCGCCUGCGCUCUCCAAAGCACAACGUCGUUGCAGUAGUUGGCUGGCAUUCAGCAUUGUCUUGCAUGGUUUUGAGUAAUUUUUGGACGAUC
Closterium sp. NIES-67 is the source of this 1529-nucleotide messenger RNA. Lineage: Eukaryota; Viridiplantae; Streptophyta; Zygnematophyceae; Desmidiales; Closteriaceae. The record is from the annotation of a GenBank genome assembly.